Cinclus cinclus is the source of this 2658-nucleotide messenger RNA. RefSeq names its product autophagy-related protein 2 homolog A-like. Gene Ontology annotation, cellular component: phagophore assembly site; extrinsic component of membrane. Gene Ontology annotation, molecular function: phosphatidylinositol-3-phosphate binding. Gene Ontology annotation, biological process: piecemeal microautophagy of the nucleus; autophagosome assembly; reticulophagy. The transcript has 23 exons. Lineage: Eukaryota; Metazoa; Chordata; Aves; Passeriformes; Cinclidae. The record is from RefSeq and is a predicted model, not a curated record. The coding region runs from base 1 to 2637 and encodes 878 amino acids.
AUGUGUUCCCCCCCCAGUUCUCCCCCAUCCUCCGGGCGGGGUCCCGGGUCGCGGCUGGUGCUGGAGGUGGGGGAGGGGCGGCUCUGUGUCCUCCCCCGCCCGGGGGGGGCUCGGGGUCUGUCCCGGGCCUGUGCGGAGCUGCGGAGCCUGGAGCUGCUGCACGGCCCGGUGCCAGAGGAGGGGGAGGGGUCGCCCCCCCCCCUGCACCCCACCCUGGUGCCCUGGGACGAGCCCUCUCCCCCCCCCGGGGUCCCCCCGACCCCCCGGAUGAUGGCGCUGGCUCUGGGCAGCAGCGUGAGCCCCCGAGGGGACACCAAGGAGCUGGUGGUGGCCGUGGCCCUCGAGGGGGUGAAGCUGCAGCACCGCCCCGAUCCCCCCGGGACCCCCUGGUACAGCCAGCUGCUGGCCCUGCUGGCCCUGGAGGACGAGCCAGUUCUGGGGUACACGGCCCCCACCCCCCUGACCCAGCUACACCUGCACCUGCAGCGCUGCAGCCUCGACUACAGGCCGCCGCCCCUCCCCCUGCGGGUGCUGGUGGUAGCCGAGACCCUGAGUGUCACCUGCGGGAGUGGCAGCGACCCCCGCCGGGGGGGGCUCAGGCUGUUGGUGGAUGAUGGCUCCGUGUUCCUGAGCGAGCGCUGCGGGGGGGGCGCGCUGGACCUGCAGAGGGAUUUUGUGUCUGUGCUGGACGUGGAUUUCCUGGAGCUGGUCCUGAGCACCUGGAGGGGGGGGGACGGCGAGGAGGGGGCGCCGCCGCCCCCCGAGGAGCUGCUGGUGGCCCCCGCUCGCCUGCGGGGCCGCACCUGCGCCGACAGUGCUGCCGCCGUCGCCCUCCUGCUGCAACACCUGGGGACCCCCCCGGGACCCCCCCACAGUCCCGGCCGGCGCCCCCCCCCGGGGACGCCCGAGGAGAGACCCCCGGGUCAGCACGAGGCCCCUCCAGGGGCGGAGCAGGCCCCCCCUGCGCCCCCUCCCACCCCCAUCAACCAACAGGACCUGGCGGAUGCCCUGAGGGACCCCCCCGGGACCCCCCCCGGGGACCCCCGGACCCCCGCCCAGGCCCCGCCCCCCCCGGCCCCCCCCGUGUCCCUGUACCUGUUCCCGGGGGAGGGGGGGGUCCCCACCCGGGCCCCCCCCGUGGCCCCCGAGCCUCCCCCACCCCCCAGGGGGGGCAACGCCGACCCCGACCCCGAACACGACGGAUUCUGCGUCCUGGAGGCCCCUGAAACCCCCGAGCCCGCCUCCCCCCGCGUGCGCUGGCUGGCCCCCGGACCCCUGCGGAUCCUGCCGGGACAUUUCGGGGUCCCGAGGGGGGAGCGGGACCGGCUGCGCCCCCCCCCGGGGCUGCCCCCGCCCCGCACCCGCCUCGUCCUGCGCGACGUCAGCCUCACCUGGGCCCUGUUCGGGGGGCGGGACUUCGGGCCUGGCCCCGCCCAGCACAGGCCCCGCCCCCGAAGCGCAGGCUCCUCCUCCCCACGGUGGCACAGCCGGGGGGGCCCCGGGAGGGUCCCGGAGCAGCUGAUGGAGCUGCACCUGGGCAAGGUGUGCCUGCAGCACGAGUCGUACGCAGCCGAGCCCGGGGGAGGCGCGGGGGGGGCCCGGGGGGGUCCCCUGGGCCCAGGGGAGGUGCCCACGUCCCGCCUGGUGCUGCUGGUGCCUGAGCUGGAGCUGCGCGACCGCCUGGGGGGGGGCUCCGCGCCCCCCUUCCUGUGCAGACACCCCCGGGGAGCUCCGCCCCCACAGCCCCCCACGCUCUGGCUCAAGGCUCUGAGGGUCCUGCCCCACCCGCCCCCCCCCGGGGGGGUCCCCGAGUGCUGCCUCAGGGUCACCCUGACCCCCCUGCGCCUGCACAUCGACCAGGACGCGCUGAUUUUCCUCAGGGAUUUCGCCAGCAGCUUCAUCGCCCACCUGAGCCCCCCCCCGGGACCCCCUCCGGGACCCCCGCCCGCUCCCCCCGGCGUCGGAGACCCCCCCUGGCUGGAGCUGCCCCAGGGCGAAGACCCCGAAACAGAGACCCCCCCGAUCUACUUCCGUGAGUUCCGUUUCACAGCUGAUGUCCCCAUCUGGCUCGACUAUCGUGGCAAGCGCGUCACCAUGGAGCAGGGUGCCCUGGCCGGGAUCCUGAUCGGGCUCGCGCGGCUCAACUGCUCCCAGCUGCGGCUGAAGCGGCUCUGCCACCGCCAGGGGCUGCUGGGGCUCGGCCGGGUCGUGUCCUACGCGGUGACCGAGUGGCUUCGGGACAUUCGGUGUCACCAGCUGCCCGGGCUGCUGGGGGGCGUGGCACCCGUGCACGCGGUGCUGCGGCUCUGGCGGGCGCUCCGGGACCUGCUGCUGCUGCCGCUGCUGGGGGGGGGUCCCGGGGGGGUGACCCGGGGGGUGACCCGCGGUGUCACUGCCCUCGGGGCCGCCUCGGCCAGCGCUGCCAUCGGGCUGGGGACGAGGCUGCUGCGGGCCCUGCAGGCUCUGGCUGAGGCUCUUUAUGGACUCGUGGCCCCCCCGGGACCUCCCCGGCUCCUCCCGGAGCCACCGGGCCAGCGGCACCAGCGCCCCCCACGCCCCCCCAGCACGAGGAGCGGCCCCUCUCCCACCGAGGGACCGGGGGGACCCCGUCCCCCUCCGCGGCCCCGCCCCCAAUAAACUGGGAGAGACUGGUUCUUA